CGACUAAUCACUUUGUUCCAUGGAAAAUAAAUGUAUAUAAUAAUUUUGAAUUAGGUUAAAUACGCAAAUGUAAGAAAAAAAAAUUUCUGGAGAUCAAUCUUUUAUUUUUUCCGUGAAAAAUAUCUGUUAGGAUCUCAGAGUCGCAACAAUAACUACUUACAAACAAGUCCUACAGUCCUACACAAAUUUCCAAUUUGCAAACAGUGCUCGACUUGAAAAUGGCGACGAUCGGAUCCUUGAUAGUAGAAGAUCAGCGUGAACCAGAGAAACCCAUAGACAGAGAAAAGACAUGUCCAUUACUCUUAAGGGUAUUUUGUAGUUUAGGACGUCACCAUCAGACUAUGGAAUUUGCACGAGCCAACACACCAGCAAAUGAGUUGCAGAUUUAUACAUGGAUGGAUGCUACAUUAAAGGAAUUGACUAGUCUAGUGAAAGAAGUUAAUCCAGAUGCCAGGAAGAAAGGGACAUUUUUUGAUUUUGCGAUUGUUUAUCCUGAUCCAAGAACUCCAACAUACAGAUUACGAGAAAUUGGUACAACUUGUUGUGGUAAAAAAUCAACUGAUGAUAAUGUAACUUUAGCCAGUAAAAAAUUUCAAAUUGGCGAUUAUUUAGACAUUUCAAUUUCUCCACCAAGGGGUGGACCAUCACCCAUGAUGAGGUCUCGACGACCGUACUAAAGAGGGUUUAGGAUGUAAUUCAAUGUUUUAUAAUGGACAGUGAAAUUUCAAAUAUUUUUUUUAAAAUAAAAUUUAAAGUAUGACACACACAACUGUUACAAGGCAAAUUUCCUUGAAAUGCAAUAGCAAAAGAAAAAAUGUGUCAGAGAUCAAGCUCAUUUGAUCAGGUAAUUGGAACUUUGUGGACAUACGAGAUGUAAAAAAAAAAAAAACAUUAGUUAUUUCCAGUUGUGUAGGUCAAAUGAUAGUCACUAUGCAAAACAAUCUGUUGUCUGCGUCUUGCUCUAUGAAAGACUAUAACAUGCCCUAUAAGCUGUCAGAAUGUAAAUUAGCCUUAACAUACCAUUAAACAUUUUUCAUGAAUGAAAGAAUCAUCAAAACGCAUAUACCUGAAAGAAUUUAUAUUCAUUCUUCAAUAUUAGCUAUCAUCAUUCUGUUUUAAAUUCUUUAAUAUGUGUAACAGACACUGUUUUUUUUAAGCAGAUGCUGUUUUUUUUUUUAAAUAAAAUGAUGAGAAAGAUG
This is a messenger RNA of Lottia gigantea (owl limpet), 1199 nucleotides long. RefSeq lists its product as hypothetical. Gene Ontology annotation, biological process: negative regulation of DNA-templated transcription. Bases 219 to 677 code for a protein of 152 amino acids. Gene Ontology annotation, cellular component: nucleus. The record is from RefSeq and is a predicted model, not a curated record. Gene Ontology annotation, molecular function: transcription corepressor activity; transcription factor binding. NCBI's taxonomy places the organism in Eukaryota, Metazoa, Mollusca, Gastropoda, Lottiidae. The transcript is spliced from 3 exons.